GUCGCGUUGUAGAGAUUGACAAAGACCAGACAUCCAUUUUAAAAAUAAAAAAUUUUAAUUAACGAAAAAAACGCCAAUCACUCGACACCGAUACUCCAAUGAAAUCCACCCUCACAUGAUUUCAAUAUUUUUCACACUUGGAUUUUCUGGAGUUAUGCCGCAACUUCCGCGUGUUCAAACUGACCACUUAUCAACGUGUGCGCGCGCAUUGCCCGGCUCUUUUCAAAUGCAAGUGAUUUUUUUGAGGGUAAUUCAGGCUGGAGGGAUUUAACACUCGUUUCUAGCACGUGUUUCGACGAGCCUGUGUCGAAAAAAGAAAAAAAAAAGGGAGUGACUGACACGUACACGAUGAAGAUAGUAGCCGUGCGGACGAGUGAUCACACGAGCUACUGUAACAAAUUCUUCUGCCUCGUGGGGCCGUUUCUCCGACAUCGCAAAUUGUUGAUUUUUUAGUGAAAAAAAAAAAACCGUAUUCAAUUUUUGGAGGAAUUUACGGUGGGAAUAUACCCACCGGUGAGAUGACGAGGGCUUUUCAUUAUUGUGAUAACCUGUGGAAUUGAGAAGUCUUUGGAGAUUAACGCGGAUAUUGCCGCAGUGUUUGUUCUGUUCUCUUGGCUAUGGGCGAGGAUUCAAUAAUAUUGCCGAUUGAUCGCGUUAUCUGUGAAGAAGACGACAGGACACGAUUCAGGGUGGAGCGUGCCGGUAAAUUUGUUAAAUUUGGGAAGCGAAAGAUUAACGGUAAUUGGCCGAUUGGUAAACCGAGAACUAUUCAACAAUUGGUUCGGGCAUUCAUCGGUAAUCGACGAUUUGUGAUUUUUAUCGGUUGUGCGCUUCUACUUGGCGGUUGUUAUCUCGGUUUUGGUGGUCAAGGCAAAUCUGUCAGGAUGCAGGGGGAUUUUUUUGGUGAGGUACAGCUCAGGGAGGACGAGAUCGAGACCAUAAGGAGGAGCAUCGUGGAGGGUCUCGGGAUGCAGAGGAUACCUGAUCCUUCCAAGGCGAACGUGAGUCAGACGGAGUAUGAAAGAGCCCACGUCGAAUACCUGAGGAGACUGCAAAUGUCGAGAGCACCUGGUGACAGAAGACGAAGAAGACUUCACACGUUUCAUGCCACAGAGGAGAUGGAUGUGUCAAGAGCCAGACGUGACGUGUCAUCGAGUGAGAUCAACCUGUACUUUCCCCUGGAUCUCCCAGAAGACGAGGAAGUCGACCACGCGACCCUAAGACUGGUUCUGGAGCCGGGGACUGUCUCAGAUGAAUUGGAAGUAUCGGUUUAUCGAAUCGAGGAUGAAUCAAGACACUGGGUGUCGAGUGCACGAUUUACAGAGGUGACAGGUGCCCGAUGGAUCGAGCUAGAUGUCACGGAGUUGGUUGUCCUCUGGCACGAGGGUGCCAUCGACAAUCUGGGAAUGGAUGUGGGUGUGAAGGGUUCCCCAGGGGCUGCCCUGGCCUCACCCUACCUCAAUGUCCUCUCGACGACAGGACAGAGCCGACGGAGACGAUCAGCCACCGAUCACCUCAUGUCUCUUCACAAGGGGCGAAGAACCGAUCGCCCAUGUGACACCAAUAAGUGCUGCAGGCACGAAAUGACGGUCAUCUUCAAGGAUCUCAGGGGCUUCGACUUCAUCAUUCAACCAAAGACUUUUGACGCUGGAUACUGCAAGGGCAGGUGUCCACCCAGAUUCAAUCCUGCUCAUCAUCAUGCUCUACUUCAGAGUCUCAUCUGGAAAGAGAACAAGAGAAAAGUACCUAGACCGUGCUGUGCACCUAGCAAACUCUCUGAGCUUGAGAUACUCUACUUCGACGAGAGUGAUUCGACUAAACUUAAGGUCGCCAGCUGGAAGAACAUGAAGGUUCUGGAGUGCGCGUGCUCUUAGAGCUGCCACUUGGGUUCAAUUCACCAAAGAGUUUAGACAUGAAUUUUUUUUUUUAUUAUCUUCCCUCCCCAUCCACCGUUCUACGAUACUUUUGUCUUCUUAAUCUCAUACGUGUAACCCUUGACUCUUUUUUUUUUCUGCCUCUUGUGACUGUGAUAUUAAACGUACGGGACUCAGCGAUGGUGUGGCCUCCACGCCAAUUAGAUUUUUCUAGGUUCUUUUUAGGAGUUUAUCGAGGAGUUUUCCGAUUGAUGAGGGCUUGUUAAUUUAUCUGAGCUCCUGCACUUGAUCACGGAAUCAUUAGUCGUUCAAUUGUCUGAGGAAGUGGGAAAAUUACCUACGUCGAAUUUGCCGAUCUCUCGGCGAUCGGUUUUGAGGAAAGUCACCGAUUUUUCAUGGAAAUGUUAAAUCCUCGGUUUUUGCGGUAAUUCAUGAGUAUUUCAGGAUUUGAUUUGGAUUUAUUUGGAAACAAUCAUCAGAAUUCCAUCAGAAUUAAUGCAGCGGGAAUUGAUGCGACGGGAAAUCCAUGGAUUUCCAAGAAAACUAAUGAACUUAGAAGAAAAUAUGAUAAAACGUUUUUUGUAGAGAAUUUAAUGAACAAUAAAAAUGUCCCCAAGUGUUUUCUUUGAAAAUCGAUAGUUUUGCAGAUAAUUCAAUGAACAUCUGUUGCGAAGUGGUGAACCGCGAGAAGCGCAUUAUCUUUCGCGGUCAGUUUUUCGCGAAUAUCACGGGAUUGAAGGAAAAUGAUGAUAUUUUCAUAAAUACCUUUUUUGUAGCUUUUAUCUUUUUCUACAAAAAAUGUCUAUGAAAAAUCUCGCUAGGUCUCACCGAUUCCGAGAUAUUGGCAGAUUAUUGGCAUUUAUCACUUCGCUAGGGAAAUGGUUAAUUCGAUUUAUUGAAUUUUGUCAGUUCGCCAGUGAAUUAUUGUGGCUCGAGAUGUUGUAAGGACUUUUGGGGGGAGGGUAUUUAGUGCAAUGAUUUGGGGGAGGUGUGGUUUUGUCAAUUGUCCACCAGAAUAUGCCACUUGCCCGCUGGACUCCAACUGGACUAUUUAUGUCCCGGAGACCGCUCCCACGGUUUAUCCACAGUGUACAUAUUUAUUAAUUUAUUUUAACGUUUACGGUCAUUUAGCGGUUUGAGAAAUUUAUCAUGCGCAAGUCUGGUUUUUUAUUGGAAUAUUUCAGGUCGAGUUUAUAUGUUUUUACGUGUGUAUGUGUAAUGUGUAUUUAGGUAUGUAGUGAAUCUCAUGGAGAGAAUUAUCGGGAGUUAUUUUUUUUGCAACUCCAGACCAUUCAAUUCGGAUGGAAUUUCAUAGGGAAUUUAUUGUUUCAUUGAUAUUAAUAAAAAUAUGAGAUU
This is a messenger RNA of Fopius arisanus, 3230 nucleotides long. RefSeq names its product maverick (gene mav). Gene Ontology annotation, cellular component: extracellular region. The record is from RefSeq and is a predicted model, not a curated record. NCBI's taxonomy places the organism in Eukaryota, Metazoa, Arthropoda, Insecta, Hymenoptera, Braconidae. Bases 618 to 1874 code for a protein of 418 amino acids. Gene Ontology annotation, molecular function: growth factor activity; cytokine activity. The transcript is spliced from 3 exons.